UUUAUUUUUUUUUCCUGUGCCAAAAGAAUCAAUCUUUUUUUUCUUACCCAGAAAUCAAUUUCAAUGGCACCGCCAAUAAUGUUGUUGCUUCUCCUAGCUUCGUUCUUGAUUCCAACGCAGACCCAAUUCCAAGUCGAAGCCAAAGACCAGGCCUUUACCUCCAUAGUCAUAUCCCAAAAGGGUCUUGAUUUUCUUAAGGAAUUGCUGGUGACCGAAGCUGUGUCUUCCAUAAUUCCACUCCAAGUUCCCCAAAUUAAGAAAUCGAUGAGGGUCCCGUUUCUGGGGAGUGUUUAUAUGGUGGUUUCGAAUAUCACAAUCUAUGGAAUCGAUGUGGGUUCGUCUUAUAUCAAGCUGGGUGAUGAUGGGAUUGCUAUUAUUGCUUCGGAGACGACUUGUAAUUUGAGCAUGAAUUGGUAUUAUUCGUAUAGUACUUGGGUUGCGCCGGUUGAGGUUUCCGAUGAAGGCAGUGCCUCUGUAAAGGUUGAAGGCGUGGAAGUUGGGCUUACAUUAGGCUUGGGGAUCCAAGAAGGAACUCUGAAGCUUUCCCUGAAGGACUGUGGUUGUCAUGUUAAGGAGAUUUCCAUAAAAUUGGAUGGAGGAGCCUCUUGGUUUUAUCAAGGGAUGAUUAAUGCAUUUGAAGAACAAAUAGGAUCUGCAGUGGAAAAUUCUAUCACCAAAAAACUUAAAGAUGGAAUUGUAAAGCUCGAUUCAGUUCUGCAAGCUCUUCCAAAGGAAAUCCCAUUAGAUGAUGAUACUUAUUUGAAUGCAACUUUUGUAAAUGACCCAGUUUUGAGUAAUUCUUCCAUAGGAUUUGAGAUUAAUGGUUUAUUUACUGCACGAAGAAAGCCUUCAGUCUUUGAGUACCAUAACAAGGAUUCAAAAGCAUUAGUUGCAUGCUCGGAUCCAUCUAAAAUGCUUGGAAUAGCAUUGGAUGAGGCUGUGUUUAACUCUGUAGCAGCCACAUACUUUGAUGCAGAAUUUAUGCAAUGGACUGUGGACAAGAUACCAGAUCAGUCUUUUUUGAACACUGCUGGAUGGAGAUUCAUUAUUCCCCAACUAUACAAGAAAUACCCAAACCAUGAUAUGAACUUGAAUAUUUCUUUAUCUUCUCCACCAGUCAUAAAGAUCUCAGAGCAUAAUAUUGGUGCUAUCAUCUAUGCUGACCUGAUCAUUGAUGUAUUGGACGAAAACAGUGUAAUACCAGUUGCAUGCAUCUCAUUGGUCAUUCGUGCAUCAAGUUCAGUUAAACUCUCGGGCAAUAACCUUGCCGGCAGCAUGAAAGUGGAUGACUUUUCUAUGUCAUUGAAGUGGAGCAAUAUUGGCAAUCUUCGCAUGUAUCUCAUUCAGCCGGUGGUUUGGACGGUCAUUCAGACUGUUUUUGUGCCAUAUGUGAACUCACACCUCGGAAAGGGAAUCCCACUACCAAUCGUUCACGGAUUCACCAUUCAGAAUGGCGAACUACUCUGCUCGGGUUCAAAAAUUAUGGUUUGCAGCGACGUGACAUACGAACCAUCAGAUUCACACAAUCUUAAUGCGUUCCUACAAAGUCUGUCUAAAUACACUCAUGCCACAUAAACUUGUCUUCAAAAUGCUCAUAAGGACUCAAUGCAUCAGCUUCCCUGCUUUGUAUAGCACUGCUCAAUGUUCAGUAUGUAAAGUUAGUCCAAGAACAACCCUUGAAUGUGACAGACUGUCUCAGACCUUCUUGAACAUCACAACACCACCACUGUACAUGUUGUAGCUAAAACCUACUUGUUGUCAAGGCUUUUUCCCCUCAAAUCCUCAAUGUAGCCUCAGGGCAAAAGCCGAAAAUGUAAUGUUGCAAUGCGUCUAUGGUUUUUUCAUCUAGAA
Molecule: messenger RNA, 1851 nt
Organism: Rosa rugosa (rugosa rose)
Lineage: Eukaryota; Viridiplantae; Streptophyta; Magnoliopsida; Rosales; Rosaceae
Product: putative BPI/LBP family protein At1g04970
Exons: 6
Coding region: 64-1575 (503 amino acids)
Molecular function (GO): lipid binding
Source: RefSeq, a predicted model, not a curated record